Nicotiana tabacum (common tobacco) is the source of this 429-nucleotide messenger RNA. The record is from RefSeq and is a predicted model, not a curated record. Lineage: Eukaryota; Viridiplantae; Streptophyta; Magnoliopsida; Solanales; Solanaceae.
AUGUGGAUGACUACUGUGGGGAAAGAUGAUGUUCCAGUGUCAUACUCGAGUGGAGGGAUCUACCAUAAAGUGUUUAAUGUACAAGUACUGGACGACGAGAAAUAUCUUCGACUAGAUAAUGGAUAUACCUUAGCCGAUGCUUACUGUGUCGGAUGUGGAAUGCUACUAGGGUGGAAAUUUAUUAGAGUCGCCCAACCAUCCAUAUACUGUAAAGAAGGAAGAUUCUUGAUGAAAUUGGACAAGCUUAUUUACUGGAAUAAUGAUGUUCCGAUGAAUAAUGAAAAUCAACUUGAUGAUGAACAAGGUGAAGGCGCUAAUGAACAAGUUCCAAAUGAUCAAGAUGGAGGCGCUAAUGAACAGGCUCCUAAUCAAGAUGUUGAUCAGCUGGCUGAUGGAAUGGAUAACAUUGAUCUGAAUCCAGUUAUAUGA